UUAAUGGGGCCAUGAGGCAUCCUGCUCAUGUCCCUUAGGUACAGUAAAGGGGGGUAUUAGACAACAGUAAUGCUGGCUGAUCUGAGCGCUCUGUCUGCUGUGUAGUCUGGGGGGAUCACCAUGGGGAGCACCAGCAAGGUGGCCAACUUGUGGAAGAGGAGACAGAGUCUUUUCCCCAACUACAAAGUUGCGGAUUCAGACAUUAAUCGAAGACCCUCGGAGAUUGCCUAUCCGCUGGCCAAGAAAAGCUGCAUGAAGACAUGGAACUCCAUGCAGGACCUGAGCAGGGACAUCUACGACAUUUAUGCCGAGUACGAAGAAGAACUGGAUGAAAAAGCUAUAUAUUGCUCUUCCAAGCAUGUUUCACUCUCCAAGAAGAACUACAUGAUAAACAUCAAUGUAGGGGGUAAGCCCUACCAGAUAGCCUACAAGACGGCCGCCAAGUAUCCAAAGACCAGAAUAGGACGACUGGCCACCUAUACGGACCACAACAUGAAGCUGGACUUGUGCGAUGACUACAUUGUGGCCACCAGUGAGUACUUCUUUGACAGGGAUCCAGAUGUCUUCCACAGUAUCUUCAACUUCUACAGGACCGGUGUGCUCUGGAUCAAGGACGAGUUGUGUCCCCGCAACUUCCUGGAGGAGAUCAACUACUGGGGCGUGAGGAUCAAGAACACCCACCGCUGUUGUCGCAUCUCCUUCGAGGAGCGGCAGGACGAGCUGAACGAUCAGCUGAAGAUCCAGAGGGAGCUGGAGGCAGAAGUGGAGAUCGAGGAGAAUGAGGAGCUCUUCCAUGACAUGUUCAUGGGCCAGAAGCGCAGAGCUAUCUGGAACUUGAUGGAGAAGCCGUUUUCGUCCAUCAAGGCCAAGCUGAUGGCGUUGGCCUCCAGCGUGUUUGUCGUGAUUUCCCUGGUGGCCAUGACUCUCAACACGGUGGAGGAGAUGCAAUACAGAACUCCCACAGGUCAGCUCAGCGGGAAGACACACUGGGAACACGUGGAGUCCAUGUGCAUCGCCUUCUUCACGAUGGAGUUCCUGCUCCGUCUGGUGUCCACUCCUGACCUCAAAUCCUUCAGCAGGAGUGUGCUCAAUGUGGUAGACCUGAUCGCCAUCCUGCCUCAGCAUGCGCAGGCCAUCUUGGAGUUCUUUGACAGUGAGGAGAAUUACAUGAAGCACGAGGCCGACAUGCAGGCGGUGGGGCAGGUGGGAAAGCUGGGCCAGGUGUUGCGGAUCAUGAGACUGAUGCGAAUCUUUCGGAUCUUGAAACUGGCGCGACACUCCACAGGUCUGCGGGCCUUUGGCUUCACUUUGCGUCAGUGCUACCAGCAAGUGGGCUGCCUCUUCCUUUUCAUCGCCAUGGGCAUCUUCAGCUUCUCGGCCAUGGUUUACACUGUGGAGCAUGACAUGCCGCAGACCAACUUCACCAGCAUUCCUCAUGCAUGGUGGUGGGCAGCUGUCAGCAUCUCCACUGUGGGCUACGGAGACAUCUACCCAGAGACCAUACUGGGUCGUCUCUUCGCUUUCAUCUGCAUCUCUUUUGGAAUCAUCCUCAACGGUCUGCCCAUAUCCAUCCUCUUCAACAAGUUCUCAGACUAUUACUCUAAACUCAAGUCCAAUCAGUACACAGCCUCCACCAAGAAUCGAGGGAAGGUGAGAUUUUCCAACAGGACAGUGAAAAGGCUCAAACACUGUUUUUGUGAAGCACACUAAUUUCUUUCUUCUUUUUUUUUAAAUGAAGAAAUAAUAUGCUUUUGGCAGCUUUUGUAGUUAGGAAGCCAGUGAGGGAUCACAUGCUUCUAUAAUUAUGAGAAGAACAAGUAGGGAGAAAAUUAAGCAGUAUGACUGACUGUUUUAUGAAAAUAUUUGCUUUUUGUAUACAGAUAACCAUAUUUUAUAUAUACUACAUUUCUGUCAAAAAAGAGAAAUACAAAAAAUAAAAUAAAAGUUUCCACUAGUUUAGACUUGCUAUUUACAUAUGCUAUCUCUAUAUUAUCAUUUAGAGAAAUUACACAAAACAGAGUUCCUUUUCAGUGGUAAGCUCUUCAUACCUGUCCAUCAUUACAAAUUAAAUGGUACGUACAACCAUUCUUCAAACCCACAACAGAAUAUUUCAAUUUACAAAUAUACUGUAUUGAAUAUGUCAGGUACAAUUUUGAGAAAAUAUGUAUACAAUGAUGCAAAACACAUCUACAAUAUACAUUUGAUGUAAUUAUACAGCUGCACAAAUGUGAAUAUUUCUCUAUAUUAUCACAUGGCUUCAGUGAAGUUGGAACAAGCAUAUAAGGAAUAUGCUUGCAUUUGAUAUUGUCACCCAAUGUGGAAAGAUGUUACUUCAAAUUAAAAUGUAAGAUUUUUUUAUCAUGUUUUACAAGCAGUCCUCUUUAAUCAGAUUCCCACAGUGAAAAUGUGUAAUAUUGUCAACAGUUUGGGUAAAAAGGUCAAAACUUGUGGUUUGGUCUGGGCACUGGGGAAUGAAUGAAAAAGCUUUUACUAUCACCAGAGCAGCUCUCAGGGCAUUGAUCUUUUUGUUUAUCUACGAUAUAUCUCUAUGCCUAACUGAUUUUGAAAUAUGUCCUUUUCAGAGACAGUUUAACCAGUAGCAUAAAUCUGAGCGAAAAAUAUUAGUUUCUUUAUAAUUGCAGCUGCAAUGUUUUAAAUCUGUGUGCUCACACAGGAGAUCUGCAGGGGCUUGCAAAGUGUACUUAACCUUCAAUUACUGGUACUCCUUUACAUGUGUUUGCAAUGUUUAAUAGCCUAUGAAGUAUGCACUGUGAUUGACUUGCAAUGCAUGCAACUAUGUCACACGAUGCAGUCUGAUACUCUGUUAUUAAUAAACACUGUAGCUACUACUUA
Molecule: messenger RNA, 2853 nt
Organism: Sander lucioperca (pikeperch)
Lineage: Eukaryota; Metazoa; Chordata; Actinopteri; Perciformes; Percidae
Product: potassium voltage-gated channel subfamily V member 2-like
Exons: 2
Coding region: 121-1710 (529 amino acids)
Biological process (GO): potassium ion transmembrane transport; protein homooligomerization
Cellular component (GO): voltage-gated potassium channel complex; membrane
Molecular function (GO): voltage-gated potassium channel activity
Source: RefSeq, a predicted model, not a curated record